AUGCUUGUAAAUACGAAGAAAAUAUCAACUGAAAUCUUUCGAUGGAUGUCAUUUGGAAGGGAGCGUUCGUUUCAUCGAAACGUUCAUGAUUUCAACUCGUUUGAUCAAUUCUAUCGAGAUGUCUUGCGUGAUUUUCGACACCACCGCCCAACCGAUACUGUUUCAUCACCUAUUAAUGUUGAAAAAAUACGAUCGAAUGAUUUCGAUGAAGAUUAUCUGAAGAGAUCAUGUUAUGAAACGGCAUCCGAUCUUCUUCUCGCUCAUGGCUACAAUACAACUAAUCUGAGUUUAUCAGCGAAUGAUCUGGAGACACUUCUUCCAGGCGUUUUGUACAGCAUUGAAAAUCCGGGAUGUAAACGUCAAUUGCCUCCUACAUCGCUUUAUGAAUUCUUCGACGUUUGGAUCUUUGGCUUAAUUUGUAUUGUGAUCAUUAAAGCCGUUCAUUGUAUUAUAUUUUUGGUCACGGGGAACCAUACGUUAGCGUUGACAUCGGAAGGCCUGGCGAGAAGCUUGUCCAACCAGACACCUCCCACUUGUACUCCUAUGGAUGAAGUUCGCUUAUCACCUGUGAAAUAUCAUAUUUGGCUAGGAUUGGGAUUCAAUGCAUUUACUUGCGGUCUUAUUCUUGGUACAAUAAGCUAUCAUUUGAUUCCACAUAUCUAUGAAACACCAAAUGAGGACUUUAGUUAUACUUAUCUUCUUCGCGGUACAGUCAUUCUAUGUGGCGUUUUUCUCUUCUUUAUCGUGGAAAAGUUAUUGCGAUUUCGGUUCAAAGUCGAUGAUAAACAAUUGGAUGAAUCUUUUCACGCAACAGAUCAAGAGGCGAUGUUAUCAGACACUCCGAUGAUACAAAUGGCUAGAAUGCAUGGAACACUUCAUGUUCACGAAAGAGAUCAUGUUCACCACACACCUUCGGACUUGCCAGUAGAAUCAUUGUCAACAGCUGAAAAUCAUGUUGUUGGAAACAGUAGUGAACAUGAGCAGCCGGCCUCACAUAACCACGAACAUAAAAUAAAUAAACUGAUAUUAUAUCAUGCUGUCUAUGAUUUUUCCAAUGAUGUAAUAUAUGGUUGUGGCUUAUCAACAGCAUUAGCACAUGAUCGUUUGAUCGGGUUUGUCCUUUGGAUACUGAUUUUUAGUGAAGGCUUUCGACGUCAUUCUUAUCUUCUCUCAUCUCUGGGCCGUAAACUUGGCUUUGCAUUUCUAUUCUUUUCCGUCGUUUUCCUCAUCCUCGGCUAUGUUAUUGGCGGAAUUCUACUAGGAAUCAAUCAACAGUUUACCUCGGAUAGUGCUUUCAUUCCUAAGGAAUAUAUCUAUUCAAUUGUCUAUGGUGCAUUGUUCUAUACAGCGCUUGUUACAUUAAUUCCUGAGCUAAAUGAUUACGGACAGCAUUUACAAACAUCUGCACCACUGAAAGAACAACGUUUGUUAAAAAUUCUAAUUUUUAUCUGUCAAAAUCUUUUUCUUCUUAUUGGCAUUCUCAUUGCUUUGAUCUUUGCUAUUGUCUGGCGCUAUUAUCAUCGUCGAUAUAUUUAUGCUUACAUUUCUCUACGUGAUUCAUCUCGUCUAUUCAAUCGCUUUUAG
Messenger RNA from Adineta ricciae, 1584 nucleotides. The record is from the annotation of a GenBank genome assembly. NCBI's taxonomy places the organism in Eukaryota, Metazoa, Rotifera, Eurotatoria, Adinetida, Adinetidae.